UUUCCUCCCUAACCCAAGCAGUUCAUCAAACACGCGCACUCUUCAUCCAACAUGGCAGCCAAUUCCCGGACGCUCGAAAUCAAGGUGAUCUCCGCCGAGAACCUGCAAUUAGAUCGAAAACCCAUCAAGAAAAACGCCUCCGUGACCGUCCGGACCGACACCAACAGCCAGUUUCGCACCACGGACAUGGACACUGAAGGCGGCGCCUACCCACGGUGGAAUGAGACGCUCGUGCUCGACUUGCCAACGCACUCGAAGUCCAUCACGGUGGAGGUCCAAUGCAAGACUUCGUCCAGCGUCAGGACGAUCGGGACGGCCACGAUUCCGGCGUCGGAUUUUGUUGGCGGGUACGUGCCGGAGGGUUACCUGCAUUUUUUGAGUUACAGGCUGAGAGAUCACAAGGGGGAGAGGAAUGGGAUUAUUAAUAUUUCUGUGAGUAUGGAGGCUCAGAAGAUGUACGCUUGUGCAAGUUCAACGACGUGGUCUCACUCGACGAUGGGGUUUCCGGCGACUGGGAACAAAAGUUUUGGCAGCGGCGUUGUGACCGGAGUUCCGGUUUGGUAUGGUGUGUAUCAGAAAGAUUAUUGAAGACCCAAGUCACAAUAUUUUGUGCAUAAAUAUUAGAGGGUUUAGGCUUUUGGUCAAGGAGAAUACGAACUCAACAUGUUUUGUGUUCUUGUAGGAAAUUUGAUGCAACCAUUCAAUUCAUUGUUACAAUACAUGAUUAAAAGAAAUUUUCUCAAUAUAUUAUAGAGAUUGUAAUUCUAUA
Molecule: messenger RNA, 769 nt
Organism: Pyrus x bretschneideri (Chinese white pear)
Lineage: Eukaryota; Viridiplantae; Streptophyta; Magnoliopsida; Rosales; Rosaceae
Product: BON1-associated protein 2-like
Exons: 1
Coding region: 52-588 (178 amino acids)
Biological process (GO): defense response
Source: RefSeq, a predicted model, not a curated record